AUGAGAUUGACCUCUACUGUCCUCGUUGCCCUCCAAGCGUCGAUGGGGCUGUCCCACGCCAUACCCCCUGAGGCCUACAAGCACAAGGAACAGCUCUCUGAGCUUCCUGAAACCUACAAGAAGCACUACCAGGGGUUCGAGAAGACGACCAAGGUGACCACGCACCGGUAUUUCAGCCCCAGUCACGGGAAUCAUGCUGAGAAGGAAGGCGAGCGUGAACACUUCCACAAAGACCGGGAGGAUGAAUCUGAUGAUGAAUCCGACGAUGAGUCCGACGACGAAGAUGACGAAGAGGAUGAGGAUGAGGACGAAGAAGACAAACCUCACGCAACCAAGUCCCUUAAGCCCGGUUAUGAGAAUGUCAUCGCGGGCUAUGAGUGGGCUGGACCUAAUGUGGUGACCGAGACUCCUUGUUCCAGCGUUGACGGUUGCCCCCAAGGCCAUUGGUACGACUUACCCCCUGUGAACGGAGUGUCCCGCAUCGCCCAGUACACCAUCGUCCCAGCCACAGCUACACCCUCCCCAUCCAAGAGCCAACAUGAUGAGUCUGAGGAGGAUGAACAUGCGCACAAGUUCAUACAUCGCCAUGGAAAGGGUUUCGCCAAGCGCGGUGACACAUAUGGUCACGGGGCUACCACAGAAUCGCACCAUCAAGAUAACUACAGUCACAGUCACAGUGACACAAGUUACUCUCAUAGCGUGAUUACAGAAACUAUCAGUCAAGAUGGCUGCAGCAAGUACGAACGCAGGGCGCCUUGCGAAAUCAAGAGAAAGGAGCCCGUAAUCGACCCCAAUGCACCUCUCCCGAGGCUCAGGACACAUCAACUUCUGAACAUUGAAGGAAUCCCCCAGUGGAAAAAGAAGUACGUGGCUAAGAAGCUGCCUUUGGAUGAGGAAACGAAGAAGGACUUCAUUGAGAAGAAGGAAUUGGACGCAGAGAUGAUCACCAAGCUCAACGAGCUGUAUGCCGUCAUGUUCUAUGACAGAAAGUACAGGAACGUCAAGGACUUUCUCAAUAGACCGUCAAAAUACACUAGCGGCGGCACCGGACUACGAAAGAGGCAACCUGAGAGUGAGAAGCCGCCCAGGCUCACUCAAGAGCAACUUAACAUGAUUAUAGCAGCCCCGCGACUCCAACGUGGCUGGCUCGCGGGAAUGCUUGACAUGAAAAAGGACAUUGCGUUGGAGUUUGUGACUGCGAAAGAGUUUAGACCCGAGCUGAUUGAAAGGUUGAACAAGGAAUAUGCCCGCGUUUGGAAGGACCGCGAGAAGUACAAACAAGUGCUCGACAAGAUAGGCGUCAAAUGGAAGCGAUAUGAGCCACCAUCGCCCAGGAUCAGACCCGAUCAACUGGCAGAUUGGGAAAGGCAUGAUAGUUACAACCGGGGACGGAUCGCAUUCAAUCUUGGCUUUAAGAAAGAACUCAGGAAGGAAUUCGUCCAUACCCUCAAGUUUACACCUGAGCUGGUUGAGAAGCUUAACAAGGAGUAUGCUCGUUGCCUCAAGAACCCCAAGAAGUAUCCUUUCCUCGAGCGGCUUAACAACGUGUGGUGGCCGGAUCGACCAACUAGGUUCAAGCCCGAAAAACAUGUCAACAAACGCGUCCGCAUAGAUUCCCACCGCGAGGGCUCUGAGGUUGAUUCUGGACUUGAUGAGGAGGUCAAAGAACUGCUUAAAGUCAAGAAGGAAGUUCGCGAGCAUAUUGCCAAGGAGCUGAAUUUUGACAUAUCCCUAACUGAAGAGUUUGUCCUGGCCAAGAAGCUGACCAAUUCGGUGGUCCAUAAGUUCAACAAGGCGCUCGAGGAGACAAAGACAAGCCCAAAGACUCGAAAACUGCUUAAGAAGCUUGUUGACAAGCACGAGGCCAAGCAAGCUGCCUACGACCAAGAGAGAGUCAAUAUCUCAUUGGGAGAGAACAAGCAGAAGAAGGGGAAGUGGUGCAAGGAGUUCAUGGGUGAGUUGGAGGACACAUUGAAUGUGUCUGAAAAGGAAGUCAAGGAGAAGAAGGAUUAA
Fusarium sp. VM40 is the source of this 2013-nucleotide messenger RNA. NCBI's taxonomy places the organism in Eukaryota, Fungi, Ascomycota, Sordariomycetes, Hypocreales, Nectriaceae. The record is from the annotation of a GenBank genome assembly.